Molecule: messenger RNA, 1065 nt
Organism: Aspergillus tubingensis
Lineage: Eukaryota; Fungi; Ascomycota; Eurotiomycetes; Eurotiales; Aspergillaceae
Product: ribonuclease H2 catalytic subunit RNH201
Exons: 1
Coding region: 1-1065 (354 amino acids)
Biological process (GO): DNA replication, removal of RNA primer; mismatch repair
Cellular component (GO): ribonuclease H2 complex
Molecular function (GO): RNA-DNA hybrid ribonuclease activity; RNA binding
Source: RefSeq, a predicted model, not a curated record
AUGGGCGAUUCAGCAGACAACUCCACUGGCCCUCCUCCCGGGGAGUCUCCCGUUACUGCAACAGGCCUCUUCAUCCCUCCAAGUAUAGAUCACUCUCGGCUCUUCGCCGGAGAGUCCUAUGCUUACUAUUCACCUUGUCCUCCUGUCAUUGCAACCUCUAAAGGCACGGAAACUGCUACGAGCUCUUCACCAAAUCACCUUGUCUUGGGCGUAGACGAGGCCGGACGCGGUCCAGUUCUAGGCCCCAUGGUCUACAGCGCUUUCUACUUGCCCCAAGAUCUGCACCAUUCCCUCUUGACUCGUGAUUACAGCUUCAACGACAGCAAAGUUCUCACGCCCGGCGUGCGCGCUAAUCUCAUGAAGCUACUAUGCACCCCGGGAAAUCCCCUACACGAAUCCUGCGGAUGGGCCGUGAAGCUACUAUCAGCGCGUGACAUCUCGUCCGGUAUGAUGCGGCCUGGAGCGGGAGCUUAUAACUUGAAUGCGCAGGCAAUGGAUGCUACAAUUGAACUCAUCCGUGGGAUCAUUGAGGAUCGCAACAUGGAUGUUCGAGAGGUCUACAUCGAUACGAUUGGAAACCCCGCAACCUACCAACAGAAACUCGAAAAGAUAUUCCCAUCACUCAGAAUCACCGUGGCGAAGAAGGCCGACUCGUUAUAUCCGUGCGUGAGUGCUGCAAGUGUUGCUGCCAAAGUCACCAGAGACGUCGCAUUGGAUCUCUGUCAUCAGGCUAUAUAUGAAGACGUCCAUGCGGAAGAUGCAUCGGAGGCGGUGGUGCCACAGAGUUGGGGAAGCGGCUAUCCCUCUGAUUCAAAGUGUGCCAAUUGGUUGAAGAAAAACAUGGAUCCGAUCUUCGGAUGGGGCAACGAAUGCCGAUUCAGUUGGGGCACCGCAAAAGAGUUGCUCGAAUUGAAGGGAAGGCCAAAGGUCGACUGGCCUGGAGAAGAAGAAGAAGAAAAUACGCAGCUCAGGGACUUCCUCUUAUCUUCAACCAGUAACACUACUAAAGCUCAGCACGAGCUGCUGGAAUGGUACGGGUCAAGGUCCACUGAGGUCCUCUCUUAG